AUGGCAAAUAUAGAUGGAAGAGAAGAAAAAGCGAACUUUCGUGUUAGAUUUUAUAAUGCGGGAGGCGAUUGGACGAGUAAUUUAAGGGAUAAGUUUAUUCGUAUGAAGCACAAAAUUGAAAAUACAAAACAAAUAGCUGAUUUAGCAAGCAUGUUAGCAGUUAGCAGCACAGAGUCCACGUUGAGGGCGCGGAUGGAUAAAUAA
Messenger RNA from Clunio marinus, 204 nucleotides. NCBI's taxonomy places the organism in Eukaryota, Metazoa, Arthropoda, Insecta, Diptera, Chironomidae. The record is from the annotation of a GenBank genome assembly.